GUGAGCGCGGGAGGGCGGGCCUGCGCCCGCGCCUGCCGCGGCCGGCCGCCAGUCCGCGCACGAGCGAGCCCGCAUGCCGCCACGCGAAGCGCGCAGCCGCCGCGUAGCACCAAAAUGCCACUUUACUCCGAUCACAUAUCGAACAUGUAUUACAGUGGAUCGUCUCCCUAUAGUGCCCCCUACAGUUACGGAUCGAAAACACCAAUAGGACCGUCGUUCAGUGCAUCAUAUCUCAAUCCUGGAUCUAACUACAGCACUCAUUCCUCGCUCGGAGGAUACAACCGCCCUCAGGUCAGCUCGAGGUGGAUCACCAGCAGCGGAAGAAAUUACUCUCCUAUCCUCAGCACUAUAUCGGAAAGAAAUACAUCAAGUCCUUCAAGGGUAAGCAGUCCUAGGAGAAUAGCUAGUUACAAACGGAGUUACGUUCCCUCCAGCUAUACUCCGCGACCGAUAAAUAUAAACACUGCUGAUAUUGACGUGUCAAGGAACAAAUAUCGACCAAAGACAGAAAGUCCGCCCCCGCCUGCACCUCAGGCAGAUGCGACUGCGGAUAAUGAAAAUGGACCCUUCAUGCCACGAAUAGAUGGUAAGCCUGAAACUGGCAUAGAUUCCUCUCCUGGAGAAUUGAGGAGUACUAUAAAACGAGGUCGCACUGUAGUACGGCUGCAUACAAUUAAGAGAAAAGACAGAGAUUCGCCUCGCAAACCUUUAGACGGAUCACAGAAAUCAAGCUCCGAAGAAGGCGAUAAAAGUGAAUCUAUUGUUGAUAAUGCUCCUAUUAAAGAUGCAUCAGAAUCAAUUAAAUGGAGAGAAAAGCUUUCUGAAGACUUAAAAUACAAAGAAAAAAAAGAAAAGAAGACUAUAGGAACCAAAUUGAUGGAAAAAUUCAUUGUCAAAAAUAAUAACGAUAGUGAUAUUGAAAUAACAAGUGAUAGUAAAAACAAACAAGAACACGCUUUAAGUACACCACUAGCACCCCAUUCUAGCACGAGUAGAUCACCCACCAGACGAUGUUCGGUGGAGAUCUUAGCCGAACAAGCAAACGUCUUAGACUCGUUAAUAAGAAAUGAAAAUUUAAGUACUGCAACUUUAGAUUUAAGCAAAGUUGGGACAGAGGAAUCCGUUGGAAUUAUAGGAGGUCAAAGCAACCCUUUAAAAACGACGAAAUCUGACAAUUCCUUACAUGAUCGCUUCAGAAAGUCUAGAGAUUCCAAAGAACUUAGGCAUUCAUUAAAGAGACGCAGUUUAAAAAAAUCGUCUUCAGGUGGUAGACUCGACUCUAUUACUGAAUUUCCUAGGGAGGCUUUAUGUUCUUUACCAUCUAUUGAAGAAAAUAGAUCAUCGAUAAAAUAUGAGAAUACUAAACCAAAACCCAAGUUAAAAGCAAAAAUAACUGGAACAGUGGAAGUAUCUUCACCAAAUAGUCCUUUAAAAUUUAAAGUUGGAGAAGUUGUUGUAGAGGAAAAGCCUCGUGCUUUGAAAAAAGAAAUUUCAUUUAGUAGUAGCGUUGAUUCUAAUUUUGAUGAAUGUCCCAACAAUGGGAAUAGGUCAAUUACUAAUGCAUUGCGUAAAAGUAGAAUGCGGUCUUCUAUCCGUAGAAAAACCGACCUUGAAACUAAUGUUCCUUCACCUGAACCUGACGACGAUAAUUUCUGGGAUAAAAUAGGCAAAAGAGAGACCGUUUACCUUAUAAAAAGAAAACAAAAUUUAGAAGAUGCUAGAGAAAAACAUCGAAGAGCUCUAUUUUGGUUUCCAGAAGACGAGGGAUCAAGUGCAAAUGAAGAUCUUAUCGAGUCACCUAAUGCAAAUGACUCUAAUAAAUCAGACAAAAUGGAUAUUGAGAAUAUCGCUAAGCAACAAGAUACAACAAAUAUUGAUGUUAGCGAUCUUACAGUAGAAGGAUCGAUUUUACCCAAGGAACCUGAGUUGCCUUCAUUCGAUAUUAAUAGUAAUGUGCAGCUAACGAAUCCUGAAAUAAAAAGUUAUAAUCAACAUCCUUCGUUAUUAGGUUCUAAAGAGGUAAAAGAAAUCUCAACCAAACAAGCCGGUGAAACCAUCUAUCAAGAUGUGAAUAAACCCCUGAUAUUAGAUGGUAACUUAAAUGUUAAACAAGAAAAGCCAAAUGCAGCAUCUAGUAUUGUAGUAAAUAGCUGCGACGUCAAAAAGCCUGACGAAGUUAAAGAUAGUGAUCAGGUGCCGCAAAUGAACAAAAAUAGGAUGUUGCCCAAAAGUGAGGACAAAAUUAGUAAACUUGACAAAGCUCCAGAAAAUCCAAUAAAUCCAGUGGUGCCCAAGGAAACAGAUAUCGCUGUUCUGGAUAGCAGUAAAGUAAAAGAUAGCAAACGGGAAUCCCCAAAAGAAUUUAAAACUGAAGAAAAAAUAUGCCCGGUGCACGGCAAAAAAGAUAAAACCACUUCACAAAUUGAAACAAAUGCAGAAUCUUCUAAAGUUAAGAAAGCAGAAUCUCCAAAAUCGUCAAAGAUGGAGGACAAAACUUCCCCAUUACAUAGUAAAAAAGUGAUCAUGUCUCCGCAUGUUGAAACAAAGGCAGAAUUAAAUGAAAUUAAAAAACAAGACUCUCCCAAAGCGAAACAAGCUGGGGAAAAUAAUAGUACUGAUAGCAAAAAAGAGGACGUGCCCUUGCGUAUAAACGUAAAACUGGAGUCAUCAAUACCAUCAACUAUAACUAAAGUGUCAACUGUGGAACAUGCAGAUAGUGAGGGUUGUAUGUCACCUGAGACUACAAACAAAACAGUUGAGGUAAUGGUUAAUUCAGAAGCGAAAACAGUUACUGAAAAGGCAGUGGAGAGCCCUUCUUCUGAAGCGGCACCUUCUCAAAUACCAAUAAUUAUAGAAUCUGUAAACAUUCCAAAAGAAGAAACUGCAGUUAAUAAUGAAGAACAAAAAGCUAAAGAGAGUUUAAAGGCUGAAAAUAAAUCUAUAAACAAGGAAAAAGAACAACCAAGACAAUCACCAUCACUAGACAUUACAAAGAUUCCGAUCAGAAAGCCAGUUAAAGAAGAACUGGCAGUUAGGCCUCUUAUAGCUACUCCUCGUCCUCUUCAAAAGAAGAGUCCUCAAGUAAUUCAUUCAUCGAGUUCAUCUUCAUCGUCUUCAGAAGAAGAUACGUCAGAUGAUGAGGAUGCAGACGAGUCGGAUACCAGCGAGGAAUCUACAGAGUUCUUCGAGUGCGAAACCACUGCUGACGGCAGGACUUCCACGGGAUCCAACGAUUCUGGAUUUGACUCUUCGGCACCAACGUCACCGGCAGGUUUCGUCCACGUUAAAAAAGACUGCGAUGUAAACUGCCAUCGAAAAUGUGAAAAGUUGACAGCGAACCUGUGCGGGGUGAACCAGCGGCUUUUAGUGGAAGCUCUGUCAUCUCGAAGCGCCUCUGUCGUCUCUAAAAGAGGUGGCGAGACGCCCGGGACGUCCGCGGCGGCGCCCAACACGCCCGACUUCCAUGAACAGGAGCUCGAACAAUCAACGGCGUAUGGGCUAUUCCGUAAAACGGGUCGCUUCACGCCCCCCGCGCGCUCCAUACCGCGCUUCCGCAAGUACACCAUAGAGGACUUCCACUUUGUCAAGGUCCUCGGGAAAGGCAGCUUCGGAAAGGUGCUUCUAGCCGAGCUCCGAGACACAGAAUACUACUACGCUGUGAAAUGCUUGAAGAAAGACGUCGUUCUGGAGGACGACGAUGUGGAAUGCACGCUCAUCGAGAGGAGGGUCCUCGCGCUCGGCACCAACCAUCCUUAUCUGUGUCACCUGUUCGCGACCUUCCAGACUGAUUCGCACCUGUUCUUCGUGAUGGAGUACUUGAACGGCGGCGACCUGAUGUUCCACAUCCAGCAGAGCGGCCGCUUCCCCGAGUCUCGCGCGCGGUUCUACGCGGCCGAGAUCGUGUCGGGACUCAAGUUCCUGCACAAGCGAGGAAUUGUUUACAGGGAUUUGAAACUGGACAACAUCCUCCUGGAUUUCGACGGGCACGUGCGCAUCGCCGACUUCGGCAUGUGCAAGCUGCAGAUCUACUUGGAGAAGACCGCGGACACUUUCUGCGGCACUCCGGAUUACAUGGCCCCUGAGAUCAUCAAGGGCCUGAAGUACAACCAGACGGUGGACUGGUGGUCGUUCGGCGUGCUGCUGUAUGAGAUGCUGAUCGGCCAGAGCCCCUUCAGCGGAUGCGACGAGGACGAGCUCUUCUGGUCCAUAUGCAACGAGAUGCCGUCCUAUCCGCGCUUCCUAUCAACAGAUUCUCUCAAUAUAUUAACACGGUUAUUGGACAAAGACGCGCGUACGCGACUGGGCGGCAUCGAGUGCAUGCACGGAGACGUCCGCGACCAAGACUUCUUCCGCCAGAUCCCCUGGGACAGGCUGGAGAGGCGGGAGCUCGAAGCACCGUUUAAACCGAAAGUGCGGCACCCACUGGACACGCAGUACUUCGACCGCGCGUUCACCGGCGAGCGGCCGCGGCUGACGGCGGUGGAGCCCCACGUGCUGCGCUCCAUGGACCAGCAGCCGUUCCGCGGCUUCUCCUACACCAACCCUAACGCGACCGACCGAUAAACUAAACCAUAAUCAUCACUUAGUGAUGGUUGAAUCCCUUUUGGCUUAGCUUCG
Cydia fagiglandana is the source of this 4617-nucleotide messenger RNA. RefSeq names its product putative protein kinase C delta type homolog (gene Pkcdelta). Bases 115 to 4563 code for a protein of 1482 amino acids. The transcript has 10 exons. Gene Ontology annotation, molecular function: ATP binding; diacylglycerol-dependent serine/threonine kinase activity. Lineage: Eukaryota; Metazoa; Arthropoda; Insecta; Lepidoptera; Tortricidae. The record is from RefSeq and is a predicted model, not a curated record. Gene Ontology annotation, biological process: intracellular signal transduction; peptidyl-serine phosphorylation.